AUGCAUCAUCACCAUUUACUUGGUGACGCUUUGUUGGCGGGCGCAGUUGGUCUAGGCGCCUAUGAACUGUGGCAUCAUCAUCAGUAUGGCAAUUUUGGUUUCGGAAAUCCUUAUAACCAAGGUGGUAUGUUUGGAGGAUAUGAUUCAUCAUAUGGUUACGGACCAUAUGCUUCAUACGGUGGAGGUUAUGGUACCUAUUAUUGA
Rotaria sp. Silwood2 is the source of this 204-nucleotide messenger RNA. Lineage: Eukaryota; Metazoa; Rotifera; Eurotatoria; Philodinida; Philodinidae. The record is from the annotation of a GenBank genome assembly.